Messenger RNA from Grosmannia clavigera kw1407, 3195 nucleotides. RefSeq names its product ankyrin repeat-containing protein. The record is from RefSeq and is a predicted model, not a curated record. NCBI's taxonomy places the organism in Eukaryota, Fungi, Ascomycota, Sordariomycetes, Ophiostomatales, Ophiostomataceae. The transcript has 2 exons. Gene Ontology annotation, molecular function: protein binding. Gene Ontology annotation, cellular component: cytoplasm; nucleus. Bases 1 to 3195 code for a protein of 1064 amino acids.
AUGGGUACCCAUGAUUCUCUGAUUCAACCUGACGCGCCAAAAAGCUACAGACAGAAGGUUCGUGGCAGGAUAUCCAAGCGUCUCAUCUCCCUUAAAGGGACGUUGAAAAACACAAUAGAUGUGGAACCCACGCCAGGUUCCGCGUCUCAUGUCUCCGAGAACAUAUCAGACAACGGAGAAGAGGACCAGCCGAAUGCGGACACGGACAGACAAGAUCCGGAUACGGAACACGACAUGUGGGCGAAAGCAGAACAGAAGUUGCGAAAGGACGACAAAAAGCGGUACAACUUGGAAAAGUACGACCGGAUCCUGGAAGCACAUUUUGGGGCCAAACUCGAACCCAUUGGCACUCAGUCGAGACGCAACCAGUUUUAUGAGUUCCUCACCUCGGAAGUUGAAGAUUUGCAUCGUGCACGAACAGAAGACAAUACCAAAUGGAGGAAGUGCAAAAGAAAAGCCAAACAAUAUUUUGAAACAGCCGCCAAGGUCGUUGUGGCUUCCAAAGACAUUAUCGCUCCAGCAACAAACGCCUGUCUGCCAGCUGGUGUGGCUUGCACCGGUGUGGUGGUAAUUUUGUCGUUCUGCCUCAAAGCCAUCGAACAGCGACAAGUUCUCUUUGAAAGCCUGGACUAUGUCUCUGGCUCCAUCUACCGCAUUGCGGAGUACGAAGCGCUGUGCAGGAACAACUCUGUGGUGCGAAAUGAAGAGACCGAUGCCGCACUCACAGAUGCCUGCUGCAACAUCAUUGAGUUUCAGGCGCAAGUGCUCUGCUUCCUCCAGACUAGCCCGCUUGCGAGCGCCAUUCGUAACACGUUCGAAUGGGAUGGGUGGAGCAAAAUGCUGUCGGGAAUGACAGCCGCCGAAACCCGCGUCAAAGCCUGCGCUGAGAGAGAGCAGAUGAACAAUGUUGUCAAAAUAUACAGCAAAGUGAGCGAGAUUGCCGAGAUUGCCAACGAACUGAAGCAGCAGAAGCGGGCACAAGAAGCCGAGGCCCGAAGCAACAAAGCGAAUGAUCUCCUUCAGCUCCUCUACAGAAACACGUGUAUAUACGAGGAAAGUAAACAACGAAACCGAGAACGCAUCUUGGGCACCUGCGACUGGUUCACCAACCACGAUUUGUUUAAGAACUGGGACUUGGAGACGAUUUCAGGGACAGCGAGCAUUCUUUACGUCACGGCAGACCCCGGUUGCGGCAAAUCAGUUCUGUCCAGGUAUCUGAUUGACAAGAUUCUCCCUGACGAUAAAAGAACAGUGUGCUACUUCUUCUUCAAGGACGACUUCGAACAGCAAAAAACGGCCAACAGCGCUCUUUGUACGCUCCUGCACCAGAUAUUUGACAACAAUCACCACCUCCUUACACCCGGCGUUCUUGACACGUAUGGAGCGCGUGGUGAGACGCUGGUCGAGUCGUUCGUCGAUCUAUGGAAGUUGUUCAUUGACGCAGCAAGUCACCAAGAAACUGUUUGCGUUCUUGAUGCCCUAGACGAGUGCCAAGAGUCCGACAUGAAGCGUCUUGUCGAAGCUGUCACUGGUGCUCAGGUCCCAGGUCUCAAAUUCUUGCUCACGAGCAGACCAUACGCAUACAUACGCCGUGCGUUUUCCUCAAGGCGUCUAUCUUUUAUCCAUCUACAGGGCGACAGGGAGGAUACAGCAAACGAAAUUGCCGAGGAAAUCAAACUUGUUGUGGACAAUCGAGUGGACACAACCGCAAAUGCCUUUGGUCUGACGCCAGAUGAACACAGACUGAUGAGAGAACAAGUGACGUCUGUCCCAAACAGAACAUACCUCUGGAUCUCCCUUGUAUUUGACGGUCUGAUGAACGGAAGUGACAUCACAAAGAAGGACAUUGUCAAUUUGGCUAAGCAGCUCCCACGGGGCAUCUAUGCUGCUUACGAAAAGAUCCUCAGAAAAAGCCAAGACCGAGAAAAAUCAAAAAGGCUUCUGCAUCUCAUUCUGGGUGCAGAGAGGCCGCUUACACUUUCGGAGGUGUCUGUGGCUUUGGAGUUCGAUGGCCAGCAGACCUGGGAGGAUGUGAAAGAUUGCAUCAUCCCAAAAGAGAGAGUCCAAGACACACUCCGCAAUCUUUGUGGUCUUUUCGUCGCCAUUGUCGACGACAGGGUCUACCUCCUCCACCAAACGGCAAGAGAGUUUUUGCUCUGUAACUUUCCAACAGAGAAAAAGAAGGAGAUCGAAUUUUCCGGAUUCCCUCAGAGCUACGACAAUGGGCUUGCCAGAUUUAUUGCUGGAUACUUGUCCCUUUUUCUUACCUUUGUUCUUGGCAUCGCACAGCCAUUGUUCCACCAGAUGUGGUUAUUCAUGACCAACUCAUGGCAAAACUCGAUGCAUCUAAGUAAAUCAAACGAAAUCCUGGCAACAACCUGCAUUGCCUGUUUGCAAAUAAAAUCUGCAGACGAGCAGAAUAUUUCAAUGUUCGAAUACGCUGCAAAGUACUGGCCGACCCACUACCGCCAGUCAGGGGAGAAAUUCCGGGUGAGAAUGGGAAAGGCGACACGAGAUCUUUGUUUGCAGGCUGAAUCAGUCACGGGAUGGACUGAAAUCUAUAGAAGAAAUGGUAAUAUACCCGAUGAUCCACUAUGCCUGGCAUCGUAUCUCGGUAUUGAUGGCGCUGUAAAAGUAUAUCUGGAUGAGGACAUCUCAACUACCGCAGGAACUGACUCCAUCAAUAACUCGAAGGAUACAAAGUAUGGCCAGACGCCAUUGUCCUGGGCUGCUGAAAAUGGGCACGAGACCGUUGUGAGGCUGCUUAUAGCAACAGGGUAUGCUCAGAUCAAUUCGAGGGAUGUUUGUGGCCGGACACCGCUGUUUUGGGCUGCCGAGAAUGGAUACGAGGCCGUUGUUCGGCUAUUGCUGGCAACAAGGCAGGCAGAGAUUGACCCAGAGGAUAUUGAGGGCCGGACGCCGUUACUAUGGGCUUCUCUGAAUGGACACGAAGCCACAGUUGAGCUGUUGUUAGCAACAGGGCAAGCUAAGAUUAAUUUCAGAGAUAAGAAAGGACGGACACCGUUGAUUUGGGCAGCUCAGAAUGGACACGAGGCCGUUGUUAGGCUGUUACUAGCAACAGGGCAGGCUGAGAUCGAUUGGAAGGAUUCAAGUGGCCGGACACCGUUGUCAUGGGCUGUUAAGAAUGGACACGAGGCCGUUAUUAACUUAAUAAAAGCUAACGGAGGUACAUAG